AUGGGUAGUGUUAAGAGACCAUCUUCCGAAUUGGUCAACGACUAUUCUAAUGGGAAUACUAAACUUAAGAAGGUUAUUGAUGAUGGAAAUAAAUUAGAAGUUGAAUCCAAUUCUGAGAAGGAUCAAGAAAAGGAAAAUGAGGAUGACAAUGAAGAUUUUGACAACGACGACGACGAUGAUGAUGAUGAGGAUUCUGAUGAUGAUGAUAUAAAAACAAAUAAAGGAAAAAGUGCAUCUACUACAGCUAAUGAUAUUCAUAUUGCUAGAGAAACAGCAGAAUUGUUUAAAUCAAAUAUUUUCAAGUUACAAAUCGAUGAAUUACUAGAACAAGUUAAAUUAAAAGAAUCUCAUGUUCUAAAAGUUGAAAAAUUUUUACAUAAACUUUAUGAUAUGAUUCAAUUGGUGCCUGAAUGGGAGGAAAAAUCAUUAAUUGAAGUAGAUACUUUUUUUAAAGAUAAAAUAGUCACAGUUCCAUUUGUAGAUCCAAAACCAUUACCAAGUACAACAAAAUAUAAAUUUAACUAUAAAGUACCAUCCGUCUCUUUGAUAGGUUCAUUUGCAUUAAAAGCGGGUAUUUACCAACCUCAAGGUUCCGCUAUUGACGUUCUUUUAACUAUGCCAGAAGAUUUAUUCGAAAAGAAAGAUUUCUUGAAUUUUAGAUGCUUGCAUAAAAGAAGCGUCUAUUUGGCUUAUUUAACACAUCAUUUAUCAAUCAUGUUAAAAAAGGAUAAUUUAGAUUCUUUCAUAAAAUUGGAAUAUUCAUAUUUAAAUAAUGAUCCAUUAUUGCCUAUAUUAAAAUUAUACUGUGAAAAAUUAAACGAAUCGAAAUCAAACAGUUCUGACUAUAAUUUCUACAAGACUAAGUUUUCCAUUAAUUUGAUUGUAGGUUUCCCAUAUGGAUUAUUUGAUCCAAAAAAAUUAUUACCAAACAGAAAUAAUAUUAGGGUAACAGUGGAAAAUAAAGAACACAUCUUACCAUCUACUCCAUUGUACAACUUCUCGGUAUUAUCAUCAUCAACACAUGAACAUUUUUUGAAGUUCUUAUAUAAAACAAAAAAGCAAACUGAAUCGUUCAAUGAAGCUUGUAUAUUAGGUAGAAUCUGGUUGCAACAACGUGGUUUCUCUUCGAAACUAGCCCACUCAGGAACAUUAGGUGGAUUCGGGACAUUCGAAUUCAGUAUUUUAAUGGCAGCAUUACUGAAUGGUGGUGGUUUGAAUGGUAAUAGAAUUAUUUUGCAUGGUUUUUCAUCAUAUCAAUUGUUCAAAGGUGUAGUGAAAUAUUUGGCAACAAUGGAUAUCUGUUCAGAUGGUUACCUCCAAUUUCAUUCUGACACCGAAUCCAAGUCAAGCUCUAAAUACGUCAAUGAACGUUUCCAAAUCCCAACAUUAUUUGAUAAAGUUACCAAAGUAAAUAUUUUAAACAAAAUGACAGUCUCAUCAUAUGAAAUACUAAAGGCCUAUGCUAAAGAAACAAUGAUUAUGUUGAAUAAUGUCGUUCAAGAUCAAUUUUCGAAUAUUUUUUUAACUAAUAUUAACAGAUUGGAUAAUAUAAAGUUUGACCUAUGUUAUAAUAUUAGCAUCGCAUCAGGUAACAGUAAUGUAAUCUCGCAAUUAAUUUCUAAUUUUGGCUCUCUAGAGAGAGUUAAAUUUAUCACCCUAGAGAACUAUUUAGUGCAUAAAAUUUCAAGUAUUGUUAAAUUUGGGUUAGGUGACAGAAUAAAAUUAAUUGAAGUAGAACUGGUUGGUCAGAAAUUUACAUUUCCAGUAAGUAAAAGAAAGGUUAUCCUAAACAGUAGUAAAAACUUAAACUUUGAAUGCAUCAAAGUAAAGUUAAUUACGAAUGGUUCAGAAAGUGAAAAAUUAGUUACUAAGGGCCCAGCCCAUUCUGAGGAACCAACAACUGAAGCAGUAGCGUUUAAAAGUUUCUGGGAUACUAAAUCGUCCUUGCGUCGUUUCAAAGAUGGUUCGAUUACUCAUUGUUGUAUCUGGACUACCUCAUCUUCCGAACCAAUUAUUUCAACUAUCAUGAACUUCAUUUUGAAAAAACAUAUUGCUGAUGGUUUACAAGUCACCAAUGAUAUUACAAAAGAAUUCCAAAAUCUAUUACCGUUACCAAAUCUUCCAUCAAGUUCAAAGACUUCAGUUUUGAAUCUUUCUAGUUUCUAUAACCUAAAGAAGUCUUUUGACGAAUUGUACAAGAUUAUUUUCAAAAUGGAUUUGCCAUUAUCAGUCAAAUCUAUUCAGCCGGUAGGCACUUCUUUCAGAUACACUUCAAUGUGUCAACCGGUACCUUUUGCAUAUUCAGAUCCUGAUUUUUUUCAAGAAGUAAUUUUAGAGUUUGAAACUUCCCAAAAGUGGCCAGACGAAAUUUCAUCUCUUGAAAAGUCAAAAACUGCAUUUUUAUUAAAGAUUCAAGAACAAAUAACCACAAGCACAGGAGGUAGAUACAAAUCAUUUUUCAAUCGUGAUGAAUCAAUUCCAUACAAUUUAGAAAUUGUCACUUUGAGUAUUCUAACUCCAGAGGGGUAUGGUUUCAAAUUUAGAGUUUUAACAGAACGUGAUGAAGUAUUAUAUUUAAGAGCAAUUUCUAAUGCUAGGAAUGAAAUUAAACCAGAGCUAGAGAAGACAUUUUUAAAAUUUGUAGCAAAAUAUCAAGCUUCCACCAGACAUACAAGAACAAUUGAAAAUUUGUCUCAUUCAUAUGAAUAUUACUCUCCUGUCGUCAGAUUAUUUAAAAAAUGGUUAGAUGCACAUCUGCUACUAGGUCAUUUGAAUGACGAAUUAGUCGAAUUAAUUGCAAUGAAGCCUUUUGUUGAUCGUGCUCCUUACUUUAUUCCUGGUUCUGUAGAAAACGGAUUUUUGAAAUUGAUCAAAUAUUUAAGUCAAUGGAAUUGGAAAGAAGAUCCUCUGAUUUUAGAUUUGAUUAAACCUGAAGAAGACAUAGAAGACGCAUUCGAAACCAGUAUAGGCGCAAAUUCAGAAGUUGAUUCAAAGACUUUGAAGAAAUUAUCCGAAAAAUUGACAUUAGCUCAUUAUAAAGGCAUUCAAUCAAAUUUCAACAAUAUGAGAAAUGGUGAUCCAAAUGGGUUAGCUGUACAAUUUUUCGUAGCCUCAAAAAUUGAUCCAAGUGGUAUUAUGUAUUCUAGUGAUGUUCCAUUGCCAAUUGCUACAAGAAUAACAGCUUUAGCUAAGGUGGCAUUAGGUUUGAUUCAAGAGCAUGGUUUAAACAAACAAACAAUUAAAUUGUUAUUUACACCUGCAGUUAAAGAUUAUGAUUUUGUCGUUCACUUGAAAACCCAUGUGCCGUUAAAAAGUUCAUGUGGUAUUAUUGAACCAACUGAAUUUAAGAACUUGUCAAAUGACAACGCUUCUCAAUUCCCAAAGAAUCUAGACAAAUUGAGCGAGAAAAUGGACCCUACCUAUCAAUUAGUAAAAUAUUUGAACAUGAAAUACAAGAAUACAUUAAUUUUUUCAAGUCACAGGUAUAUUGGUGUUAAUGGUGGCGAUAAAGGUGACAGGAAUGUGAUCACAGGUUUGAUAAAGCCACUAUACAAGAAAGCACAAAAAUUUAAGGUUACAAUGAAUGCCAAUGUUAAACCAAUUGAUAAGGAAAACGUAACUAUGAACAAAGCUUCAAUUUUCCAUGAAAUUGCUGCUUUUGGUAAUGAUUUAGCUGUUGAUUUUGAAACUUGA
Vanderwaltozyma polyspora DSM 70294 is the source of this 3693-nucleotide messenger RNA. It is a transcript of the gene UTP22, whose product is annotated as rRNA-processing protein UTP22. The coding region runs from base 1 to 3693 and encodes 1230 amino acids. The transcript has a single exon. Gene Ontology annotation, biological process: rRNA processing; tRNA export from nucleus. The record is from RefSeq and is a predicted model, not a curated record. Lineage: Eukaryota; Fungi; Ascomycota; Saccharomycetes; Saccharomycetales; Saccharomycetaceae. Gene Ontology annotation, cellular component: small-subunit processome; CURI complex; UTP-C complex.